Molecule: messenger RNA, 19087 nt
Organism: Nomia melanderi (Alkali bee)
Lineage: Eukaryota; Metazoa; Arthropoda; Insecta; Hymenoptera; Halictidae
Gene: ldd
Product: lipid droplet defective
Biological process (GO): transmembrane transport; lipid transport
Cellular component (GO): membrane; intracellular membrane-bounded organelle
Molecular function (GO): lipid carrier activity; ABC-type transporter activity; ATP binding
Source: RefSeq, a predicted model, not a curated record
GCGACCGAGCGAGCUUGUUGUGUGUACGAGCCUAUAAAUACAUAUUCACGAGCGGAUGUUGAGGCAUUGCCGAGGUCCACGUGGUCGUGGUUCACGGUGGUGGCAACAGUCGGCCUCCGAGCGUCGUCCAAGUGUGCGUACAACGUGAACCGGCGCGUUUCUCGCUUGCGCCCACGAAAAAACCGCCGCGGACAGCGCCGCUGGGACCAAAGGCUCUCCGGUGCUCUAUCGUUCGGCUUGCACCGAGCUCCGUCGAGAUCGUUUCACCUGUUCGUCGACCCAACGAGUCACCGGUUCAUCCGGAUCGUGAUCCUUCGGUUGCUCUCGCGAUCGGCCACCGGAAUCUCCGGCGUUCGUCGAUCGGCCGACGCCAGGAUUCCCUGUGAUCUACGGACGAUAGUUCCGACGCUGGUGUUCGCGGUUCAGUGAUCGAGGUUCCGCGAGUUACGGACACGUCGGACCCAGAUGAGGACCCAGUGAUACCGCGGCCGGUUUUUCGUUCGCCGGACAAAGCUGACCGAUCCCCGGAAUUCGAUUCAGAGACGCAAGUGACCGCGCGGGAUUCGGUGCACUGUGCGCUCGUUGAUCGGAUGGCUCUUGCCAGCGCUCGUCGGGCGACUGAUCGUCGAUCGACGGAUGUUUAUGUAAUUUUCAUUGUUCCUGCCGGAGAAGCAAAGGUCGCCGUUGCGUAAGGAGUCGGCUUUCAGAGUUUUCACAGGUUCAAAUUAAUCCGAGCAAAAUGAGGGUCGAUCAGAUCGGGCUGCUGCUAUGGAAGAACUACAUCGUCCGGAAACGUCAGCCGGGGAUAUUGGCCCUGGUGUUCGUAUGGCCUGUGAUCGUGUUCAUGAUCCUCUACACGAUCCGCGACAACAUGGACCCGAAGUACCAUCCGACUUGCCAAUUUCCUGCGAGGUCGAUGCCGGGGGAUGGCCUGCUCCCAUUCGUCCAGAGUUUCAUCUGCAGCCUCGGGAAUCCCUGCGAUCCCCUUCCGGAAUACGAAGAAGUCCCUUCUUACAGGAACGCCACCCUAGGUCCACUGGUGGGCGAGUUCCAGCGGAUGUUCGACAACCGGACGAUCCUCUCCGCGGUGAAGACCCUGCCGAACAGUAUUCAGCUGCUGAAGUCAAUGGCGCAGAUACUCACGAAGCCGGAAAACAAGGCACUCUUCGAUCGCGGCAUUCGAUUGGGUGAUCUCUUCAGCAACCACGAGCAGCUCAAGAGGAUCCUCCGCGAGCAGAUGCCGAACGCGCGCGACGGUCUGAUCGACGAGUUGUUCGAGUCCUCCAUCAAACUGUUAUACCUGAUCGAUACGUUCGGUUCGUCGAACAUCGACGGGGUGAUUUGCUCGCCGGAUAGCUUGAAGAUGUAUCUGAUCCUGCCGAACGAGGAGAACUAUGCCCAGGUCUCGAAGAUGCUUUGCGGGAUCGACUCGGACACGAUACCGGACAUCCUCGGAAGUUUGUCCAAACAUCUGGACUUCUCCGGUCUGUUGGAGAUGGUGGACCGAGUAAUGGCCAAGUUUCGGGACUACGAUUUCUUCCUGGAUAUGAAACGGACAGCGGAAACGAUCCUCGACCUGCAGACUUCGAAGAAGUUCAUCCCCGAGUACCUAAGGAUCCAGCAGUGGAUGCCGAAGAUGAUCAUGGCGCUUAAGAACGUUACGUUCAGGGAGAUAGAUCUCACGUUCGUGAAUAAGACGUUAGAAAUCCUGAAUCCCGUCUUCUCGUCCGAGGACGACUGGCCCAUCGCCCGCGAGGCGUUCCUGAGACUGCAGAAACUACUGGAGCUAAUAAAAGAGAUGAUAGGAGAUCAACCGAGGAGUUUCUCAUGGGAUUUCUUCACUGUGAUACAACGCAUUAAGAGCGCGAUGCGAUCUAUGUCCUUCUCCGUAGAGAACGCGAAGAAACUGACGCGAAUUUUGGACGCCAGCAUCGUCGUUUUACAGAGCGGAACGAAACUGGCCAUGAAAAUACUGGAUCGCCACAAGAACGACCUCAAUCUGGACCCCGAAAUCGAGGAUGGUCUGAAGCGAUUCUUUUCCCGGAACAUCGCGAACCCGCUGGGUUUCGCGAUCGCGUACGCGAACAUCAUAGUCAGAACAGUCCAGCACGCGGCCAUUAUUCACGGAGAUCUAGAACACAGGCUCUACAAUAUCUCCCUGAACAACAAGGACACCGUGCAACAAUUACUCACGGACGUGGAUCCUAGUACUUAUCGAACAUUCGUGCAGGCGUUCUCGAGAUUAGACUUACUGGAGGAAUUCAUGCAGAAAUCCAACGUCGAGGAUCACUUCUGCGAGAAGGAGACGCUGAAGAAAGUGUUCGAUUCCAAGGAUGUUCAGCGCAUCGGCGAGAUACUUUGCAGCGGAGCUGGGAAAAAGUUCAUCGGCGAGGCGUACAGAAGCAUCGAGCUCGAGAAAUUCGCGAAAAAUGUGGAGGACAUCGCGAUAACAACGUUACUCUUGAUAUUCGGGGGACAAGCCGACAUGGAGAAAUUUAAUCUGACCGGAUUGCUAAGCAGUGUGAACGAUUUCAUGUCGUUCAUGAACUCGUCGAGCAGGCCGGAUCCGGAUUGGUCGGUCUUCGGGUACGACCAACGGUGGAAGGAUGCGUUCAGGCACACCGAAUCUCAAGGCAGACUGAACGUUCUCGAGCUUCACCUGGUGAUAACAGCGAAGGAGAUCAAAAUCCAGUACCCCACGCUGAAGCCCCACCUGAAAUCCAUUGAUUUGCUGCUGAAGGCUAUCCUGGAGGAUCUGAACAGGAGCCCGAACGGUUGGGUGGAGGAAGUCAAGCGACACAAGGCAGAGCUGAUCGAGACCUUCUACUUGACCGCGGCGGACAGGUCUAAGGUUUUGAAAAUUUUAGAGUACGACAACUUCACCGCGACUUACUGCGUGUACCCGAUUUCGUUGACGUUAGUAAAUUUUCCGAGCGGCUCGAACGCGACCGCGCUGAAAACGCUCAUCUGCCGUCUAUCGAGCCUCGUCGAGAGCUACCUGGACUUGAACGUGACCGCGAUCAAGCUAGGGCUUUCGCCGAAGGACGCGGAGUUCAACUGGCACCAGUUCGACGCGAGAGCGGUCGAGUUCUACCGGCACGUCGACGCGUUGAUUCAUCAGAAGGAUCUAUCGAACCGCUCGAACUACCUGCAGAAACUGAAGAGAGACUUCCGGAACUCGUGGACCAACGAUCUAUCCGUCAGAGAUGGCUUCGAGAUCAGCGUAGGUCUGACCUCCAAGCUGUUCACCCUGUUGGAGAGUCCUCUGUUCAACGUCAAAGAGAGCAGCGGCUGGAAGAACAUCUCCUCGAUCGGCUGGACGUCCAUGAUGAUCGUCGAUAUGGUCCAGGCCGUCCUCUUGAAAGUUUCCACUGCGAAUCAACAGCCCAAAGAGAAUCAACCUAACUUGUUGCUGCCCGAGACGACGAGUUUGCUCAGCGUCAUCCUCUUUAACAUGCGCGAUCUGAUCCUCGACGCGAUCGAUAUUAUCAUAAUAAAACCGAUUAACCUUAUAGAUAUCCUGCAGUAUUACAAGACCCAGGAGAAGCAAUGGCCCUGCGUGCACACGCAGAGCGUGGGUGCCGUUUUGGAGCUGCGCAAGGGCAGCCGCGCCGUGAUCGAGAAGAUCGAGAAGCUCGGCUGCAAGCCGGACACGCUUUACCAGGAAUGGAAGAGCCAUCCUUACUUCUACACGGAGAAACCGGUCAAACGGCCGCCGUUCGAUUGGGUCCACCUGUACUCGAUGAUCCGAAGAAUGUCAGGGAACUUCGAGAACUGGCUGAUGGCCACGGAAAAGAGUCUGUCGGACUCGCUGGGCGGACCGACGCAGGGCAAGCCGGAUGUCCUCGGCGGCUUUUCGACGCUGAAGAGCAUAUUCGACGAGCGCUGGGAGAAAACCGAUGACGACAUGGGAUACGUUCUGAUCACGAUCGACGAGAAGCUCGAUGAAGUUGUGCCAGCGUUUCGAAGUGAGCUCAAGGCCAGCAACGUCUGGAGUCCGGAUGUUUCCAAUAGUGAUCGAAUGUUGGUUACGUUGAAGUUCCUUUCUAAUGUCGUUCACAACUCAGUGAAGAUAGUGUCCGAUAUUCUACGCAAUGAUUUGCAGACGAGCGAUCAGUUCGUCGUUCUGGAUUGGCUGUCGCUGCUGGGCUUCAACGGUCUGAGUCCCAUCAGAAUCUAUUACAAGCGGUUACCGUACAUUCUGGCGACUCUGGUGAACGGGCUGGCCGACCCCGACACGGAGCGACGUGUCUCCGAAUCGCUUCUAAAUAAAACCAGCGUCUCCUGCGCGCGGCUGUUCUCAUGGUGGUCGACCUCCGUCACUGGUCUCACGGCGGACGAGUACAGAAUCCUGAAGAACUUCACGUGCGACCUCGACCCCGACCAUUUCAACGACUACACGAACUUCUACCUGGACGUGUCGUCGCAUUGGAGGGCGCCGGCGAAGAGUUACCGAUCGUACAUGACCACGGUGAUCGGCGAUGUUUACGAUCUCGCGAACACCAUCGGGAGCAUCGUGCACACGGACGUGAAGAUCGACGCCCCGUUCUCGAGGGCUUAUCUGUUGAACCUUCUUCAGGAGCUGCGCUCUAGUUUGGAGGGUUACAACGAAACUGACGCCGACCGCCCGGCGUCGGAACCGUACGAAUGGUCCGAGUACAGGCUGAUCGUCGAGGGUUUGUCCGAGGUUCUGCUUCACGUCGCGGAGAAUUUGAAGGAUGUCAAGGUGCAGGACGAUCGUAUCGAUAUCUGGGACUUCGUCGGGAGCGGCGACGCGCGACAGUUGUUGAAGAUCCUUGAGGCUCAUCCUGAGGAGACGAUCGGUUUAAUGGCUCAAGUGAUCGCGAUCAGCGCGAGGACAGAUACAUUCUCGUACGAGAACGUGAGGAAAUUGAUCUGCAACGCGCGUGACCCGCUCACCUAUUGGUCCACCGCGAAUAGGAGUCGGUUCAUCCAAGAAGUAUGCUCGUUCGAUCCUUACCAGUUGCUAAGGUCUGUUACCAGCGAGGAAUACUACAUAGCGUUGACCAACCGAAAAUCCAACGCGCCGACAAUCACUCCUCUGAGCGCGUCGCUCGUUAAACUGAUAGACGUCGUACUGAAUCUCACGUCCGAGGUACCGGAUCUGACAGUAAAAUCGAACGUCCUCGAUCCGACGACGUGGGUGGGUCUCUCGAACGACACCCUCGCGGAGAUUCGCGAGAUCGGACGGUCCUGGCCGCGUCGGCACGCAACGGACGCCAAGAACGCCGGACCGGGACAAUCGGGAUUGGAGAAGAUGUUCGGCGCACCGGACGCCUUCGACAAGUUUGUCCGUGUCUACCAGCUUCUGGACGCCACGGUCGAUUUGAUGACCGGCGGGGACGUCUGGCAGAAGCUGCGGAACAUUUACGAGCACUCGAAAAUGAAGACCGUCCUCAGCCUGAUAGAGGACACGCCGAACAUCGUGCUCAGCGUCGUCGACACCCUCCUCUUCGACGCGUCCGGCAAGCUCUACCGUUUCCUCGAGCUAAUCGAGCUGGGCAAGGCGCACCCCUGCGACGUCGACCAAUAUUUAACUAUACCCGACUUCGCGAGGAAGAAGGUCCGGCUGUCCAGCAUCGCGAACUUCUGCGAGAACUUCGUCCGCACCGAUUCGCCGCCGUCGCUGCCUUUCAUCUCGAGUAACGAGGAGAACCGACUGUCCCGCAACAUCUCGAGAGACUUCAACGAGACUUACCUUCUGGAAAAGAUGGACCACGCUCUGUGGACGGUGGUUCACGCGGCGUCGGGCGGCUUCAAGGAACCGAAAGUCCCGGCAUGGUGGAUAUCCUUUAUGGAGGGCACCUUCAAAGAUUUCCUGGCCAAAUAUAGAAAAGAGGACCCAAGGAAACUCGCUCACUUGACGGUAACGAAAUUAAUGAGGAUCGUCGGACGCCAUCUUGAAAAGGAAGACUGCACUCCGCUCAAUAUUCUGAAUUCUCAGCUGACGAACCAUCAGCUCUACUCGGAACUCCCCUGCCAGCUGAGUCGAAUGAACAUAUCGGCAAUUCGCGACGUACUGAUCCGUGAUUUUCGAUGGAACGAGACCGUCAAGAUGAUCAACGUGCAGUCACAGUUCCGCGACAAAAGCCUGCGUCAAUGUACACCCGGGGUGGAGAACACGUUGCAUCACGUGGUGGACAUCAUCGUCGAUUACCAAAAUGAAACCUACAGCAACACCGCCAAGCAGUGUUACCGGAAUUUCUUUGGCCAGCCGCCAUUUUCCAGGCCGAGGCCAUACAUUUUAGCGGCGCUCGGGAUUCUGGACUCUCUGCGCAGCAACGUCUUCGUCCUGGACACGGCCAGGUACCACAAGAACCUCAAUUGGCUGAGCAAGAUGUCGGAGAAGUACGUUCAAGUUUGGAAGCCGCUGAGUGACGUGGUGCAGCCUGCCGAGGCGAAGAACACGGAGGCGUUCUUGCCCGGCGCCAUGAUCAACGUGAACGCCAUCUUGGACGACAGGAACAGCUCUCUGUGCUGGACCAAUGAGGAAUGCCGCAACGCGACGCUCCUCUACGAGCGUCUCAGAUCGAAGAAGGCUGGCAAGCUGCUUCGAUACGACGCAAAGAUGGCCGGGUAUCCCCCGUUGCAGCGCGUCGCUGAUCGACUUUCGCAGAGCCUCGAUCUGAAGCUCAUAAGUCGCAGUCUGAAGAGCUGGAGGAUGGAAGCUGCGAUGGACAUGACGUGGCUUAGGCAGAUCCUCGAUCACCUGAUCGUCGUUACCACCGAAGGCGGCGAUCUGCUGGAUCUAGCCAGUAUGGUCGACUUCGACGACGUCUCUAAUAUUCUAGGUGCUCCGGAAGUGGUCAAUGGCGUAGUCAACAUACUGAGGGAGAAGACUGUGGACAAGCUUUUUGACGGGAUGAAAGAAAUAGCGGAGGACGUUCAGCCGUUCAUCGAGGACCAAGGAAUCGUGAACGACAUACACAGGAUGAUCGCAGCUCUGGAGACGAUGGAAAUCUUCAAGAACUUGGGCCUGCUUAACAUAAAAUACCUUGUCAGAGACAUGUUCGACAACUGGGACACGGUGAGUUCGUACCUGGUGGAGAAGAUCGGGAUCUCGAACGACGUCGCGUCGACGCUGAGCCAGGCGAGGAUCGACAUGAUCUCCGUGUUCAUGAAAGAGAAAAGAGCUUUCAGCUUGAAGGACACCGUUUGUUCGCCGACGAAACUGAACGAGAUGCUGCGCUUCAACGGGCAGAUCACGGCGGAGGAGGUCAGCGACGCCAUUUGCCAGCUCGAAGACGCGCGCACGCGGAGCAUGAUGAUAGCGAUGAUCAAAAACUUGAAUUUCGAUUACAUCUUCAAAACGUUGAUGAGCGCUAACGUGAAGGUCAUACUGGCCAACGCGAACUUGACGGAAGCAGAGAGCAAGGCGGUGGUGGAUAAUAUCGGCGUGAUAGCGGAGCUGAUGCCUUUCUUCAAAGAGAGAUUUUCAUCUAACAUCCCAUCGGCGGAGCCCCAGAAAUCGAACACUGAGACGGAGGACGCGAAUUAUUCGAUGUCCACUUCGAAGUUCCUGGAAGAUGCCAGCAAAAUGUUGUGCGGCGAGGCGUUGGUGUCGGACAAUGGCGACUUGUACAAGAUCAUCUCGAAGAUCGAGGACAACAGCAAAGAAUACGACAGGGCGGAGCUCGAUUCGUUGCCGACUGACUUUUGCAGAGACACUUAUAAGAGUUUCGUCGCUAUGGGAGGCGGGAAGAUAAUAUGGUCCUACGUGAAGCCGCUGUUGCGCGGGCAAAUCCUCUACGCGCCCAAUACAACAACAAUAAACGGAGUCAUGAAGCUAGCCAACAAGACCUUCGCGGAGAUGGAAAAUUUCGGGAUGCUGAUGGACAGUUUCCAGAAGUCUCUUAACCUUCUGGUGAACCUCACCACGAUGAGCGACAGUCUGAACGUCUUCCAGGACAUGUCCUCGGACGUCAUGAAAAUCGCGAUCAAGUCGUUCGGCGGUGGGAAUUUCGACGGCGAUUUAUCGGAGAUGAAUUUCACCGAAAUCUCGUGGCAACUGAAGAAAUCGAAGCAUCUGAUCACGAUGGUCGGCAUGCUGAACGAUUUAUUGGAGUGCGUGCUGGUGAACCGAGUGCGAGGAUUCCGCGACGAAGAGGAAAUGGAAGCGGAGGCGCGACUGUUGAUGGAGACUCGGGAGUUUUUGGCCGGCGUUGUCUUCCUGGAGAACAAGUCCGAGAGAUCCAGGAGAUCCUUGGAUCAACAGCUGCCGCGUAACGUGGUGUACAAGAUUCGAAUGGACGUCGACUACGUGCAGUCCACGAAAAGGUUGAAGAAUCAAUUCUGGAUCCCUGGGCCGGAGAGCAGCUUCAUUGAGCAUUUGCGGUACCUCAGAGGGUUCGUGCAACUCCAGGACUCCAUCGACCGCGCCAUUAUCGCGGCGAAGAGCGGCAGGAGCCAGGAUUGGAAAACAGUAACGCAACAGAUGCCUUAUCCUUGCUGGAAGGAUGUACCGUUCCAAACUACUCUGUACGAGUCCCAAGGGAUCCAAGUCUGUUUCUUCUUCGCAUUGAUGAUGUGCGUGGGUGCGGCUGUCAGGCACAUCGUUUGGGAGAGGGAAUCGCAAAAUGCAAUGGUAAUGAGCGUAAUGGGUCUGAAACCCUGGCGCAACACGGUCGCUUGGUUCAUCACCACGUUCAUCGAGCUGCUGAUCGUGAUGUUUUCCAUCGCGCUGAUCCUUUUGGCCGGCAAGAUUCUACCGAAGUCCGAUCCACUUUUAAUUCUGACCCUAAUGAUCGAUUACUCAUUCUCUAUUGUAACGUUCUGUUACAUGAUCUCGACGGUGUGCAGCUCGGCGAGCCUGGCCGCCAUCACCACGGUGGUAAUGUUUUUGCUGACAUUCAUGCCGUACGUCAUUGUCAUUGCUAUGGAGGCCGUAUUAGGUCUCGGGUAUAAGCUUCUCAUCUGUCUCAGUAUGUCGACCAGCUUCUGUUACGGCUGCCUUUACGCAGCCCGGAAGGAAGUUCAAGGUGUCGGCCUAACUUGGUCCAACAUGUGGGAAGAGGGCAGUCCAGGUGACUCGAUGACCCUAGGCCUGAUCCUGCUGAUGAUCGCCUUCGACGGUUGCCUCUACGCUACGAUCGGUUAUCUGAUCGCCAGAUACACGAACUCAGGCAAGGGCUUUCACGAUUUGAGGUCCCGUAGCUUAUGGUGGGCCGACGUGCGUUCUCUCUCUGGCAGGCCGAGCUACCUCGCCUUCGUCAACAACCUCUAUUUCACUAACGACGUUCUCCACCCUUCAGCCACUUACCAAGAUGAGGAGAGCGACGCGAGCAGUUUGGUAGUGAACGAGAAACAAACGGGGGUCAGUUUCAAGGAGGUGAGGAAGGUCUACAACAGCGACCAGGGCGAAGUUGUGGCCGUCGACAACUUCACUUUGAAGCUCUGCGAAGGGGAAGUGACCAGUCUUCUCGGCAGGAACGGCGCUGGGAAGACAACCAUCAUCAAGAUGCUGACGGGGAUGCUGGACCCGACCACCGGCGAGAUUUGUUUGAACGGCGAAGAGGACUGCAAACCCGACAUAGGGGUCUGCCCCCAGGAUAACGUGCUCAUCGGUACUUUGACGCCCAGGGAACACAUGAUCUUCUACGCGAAACUGAAGCGGCCCAAGGAGAGCGUUAAUAUGCAACGGAGCGUGGACGAGAUGCUAACAUCGCUGGAGCUAGGCAAGCAGGAGCACGAGCCGGUGCACCGUCUGUCAGGUGGCACGAAAAGGAGACUCUGCGUGGCGCUGGCCUUCCUGGGCUCCCCGAAGAUGGUGAUCCUGGACGAGCCUGGCGCAGGGGUGGAUCCCGCGGCGAGACGCAGGAUCUGGCGGCUGAUCGAUCAGCACAGGAUCGGCAGGACGGUGAUAUUGUCGACUCAUCACCUGGACGAGGCUGACAUGCUCAGCGAUACGGUGGUGGUGAUGCACAAGGGGAAGAUAUUGUGCACCGGCUCGCCGUUAUCCUUGAAGAUGACGCAUGGCCGCGGAUACAGACUGCUCGUCUCGUUCCCCGGGGAGCAACGGGACUCGGCCACGGACACCGUUCAGAGGAAGAGAAUCGAGAGCCUGAAGAGCGUCAUCGAGGAGGUGAUCCCCAAUGCGGAGACCAGCGAAAUUUCGGGCACCGAGGUCGUCGUCACGCUGCCGUUGCAAGGGAAGAAUGGCGUCAACAAUAUCGCGCAGGCUGCGAAGGUUCUGGAGGACAGUCGGAAGAUUGUGGGCUAUUCCCACUUUUCUCUGGAAUGUGACACGCUGGAGAGAGUUUUCCUGGAUCUUUGUUCCCGCGCGGAGAGUGGAUCGACCGUUAUCAGCGCUAGCCAGGAUAGCAUCGUCACCGUGGAUCACGUCGGUUUAUCGAUGCCGAACGACGAGGUCGAUCUGAUAGGCGGCGAGCCGGCCUUAAAUCCCACUCCCAUUAGACAGGUCAAAGCUUUGCUGAAAAAGAGAAUGUGGCACUUCAGGAAAGAUUGGAUGACGUUCGUCGCCGGCCUCCUCCUGCCGACGACGUUCGUCGCAGUCGCCAUGGGAUUCUCUUUGAUAAGACCUCCAUCCGGUGAUGAACCCGCGCUGCCUCUCACGCCGAAACUGUACGACACUCAUCCGACAUACUUCUACAGCAUCGACAAUGGCGGCGACCCGUUUCUGCAGAACGUGUCCUUUCAGCUGCACGAUCGAUUCGGGGAUGAUUACGCUGGCGCCUGGCAAAUGUUACCGAAUGAUACAGGAACUUGUCAGUGCUUGGAUGGUCACCAAGUUUGCCAGGGAGUGUCGCAGGCUAUCGAAGGUUUGCUGCAGGUUCUGCCUGGUAGGCCGACUCUUGAUUGGAUUGUGUCGACUCAUCAAGAGUACAUCGAGAAAAGAUACGGUGGAUGGUCGUUGUCACACGUCAACGACGAGCCACUCUUCGUCGUUUGGUACAACAACAAGGGUCAUCACGCGUUGCCGUCCUACUUGAGCGCCCUAAACGAGGCGAUUUUACGAGCGUUCGGCGUUCAGGGCCGCUUGACGACCCUAAACCAUCCCUUAAGGUUGUCCAGCGAUCAAUUGAACCGGACCAGCCUGUUGCAGCACGUGGCGGACGUCGGCGUGGCUCUGGUUCUUCUGAUCGCGUUCAAUUUGGUCGCCGCUCAAGGAUCCAAGGAGCUGGUGCGGGAAAGGCUGUCCGAGGAGAAGAGGAUCCUCUUCUUGGCCGGCGUCCAUCCUGUCACCUACUGGACGACUGUAUUAAUCUGGGACUUCUUCGUGUUUGGCCUGUCGAUCGGCUUGGCAGUGAUCGUCUUCGAGAUCUUUGGCCUCUCCGCCUACGUGGCGAGAGACAAUCUCGCUGGUAUCUGCCUGCUGCUGUUCCUUUUCGCCUGGGCAGCACUGCCGUACUCGUACCUGCUCGAGAAAACCUUCAACGACUCGAGUCUCCCGAACAUGGUGCUCUUUUGCACGAACUCGUUCAUCGGCGUGAUUUCUCUGGCCACCAUCUUGGUGCUGGACAUCCUGGGCAAAUCGAAAACCGCGGAGGACAUACGGAACACCCUGCACAACGUCCUCUUGAUAUUCCCGCAGUACGCUUUAGGCGACGCUCUGGUGCAGAUCUCGAGGAACGACAUCACGACGCAGCUACUGGAGAAAUUCCACAUGGACACGUACAAGUCUCCGUUGGGCUGGGAGCUGCUCGGCCGCCAUUACGUUUUCCUCGCGGCGGUCGGCGCCAUCUUGUUCGCGCUGAACCUGACGAUCGAGUGCCGCCUGCUGCCGGCGUGGAAGCGGCAGGGCUCGCCGUUCACGCCCGUCGAAGAGGACGACGACGUUUCGAAGGAGAGGAUGAGGGUCGAAGGUGGCAUGUCCGAGGACGUGCUGCAGACGGUGAAGCUGCGCAAGGAGUACAGCAGCGUCUACGGGACGAACGUGGCCGUGCAGAACCUCAGCUUAGGCGUGCAAGCUGGCAAGUGUUUCGGGCUUUUAGGGACGAACGGGGCGGGCAAGAGCACCACGUUCCGGAUGCUCACGACGGAGAUCAUACCCACGUCCGGCAGGAUCAUCCUGAAGGGUCGAGAGGUCGGCAACGGGCCGCUCUGCAACGGCGACGUCGGUUAUUGCCCUCAGAGCGACAGCCUCGAUGGCUUCCUCAGCCCGCAUCAGUGUCUAACUAUUCACGGCGAAGUUUGCGGACUCGCUAACGUUCCCAAGGCAGUCGAAGCGAUGCUGAAGAGACUGGAUCUCUUGAAAUACGCUCACAAAAGGGUGAGCAGCCUCAGCGGGGGCAAUAAAAGGAAACUGUGCACUGCCUUGAGCGUUAUGGCGCCGGUAUCCGUGGUUCUCAUGGACGAGCCGACCAGCGGCAUGGACCCAGCCACGAAGGAUCUCGUCGCGAAAACGAUAAGACGCAUGACGAAGGACCAGACUUGCGUAAUUCUGACCUCGCACAGCGUGGCGGAGUGCGAGAAUUUGUGCAACCGGGUCGGUAUUCUUGCCAAAGCCGGUCUCAGGUGCAUAGGAACGCCGCAGCACCUUAAACACAAAUUCGGCGAGGGUUACGUGGCGUUCCUACGGUUCCAGCAGCCAGUAUCCGCCGCGGAUCUGAAGAAAGCUCUGGCGAAGUACCUGCCACAAGCUACAGUCUCCUCGAGACAGGCAACUGCGGCUCGUCUCUUGCUGCCGCGCAGCCAGGACAUGCUACUGAGCAUCAGCUUUAACAAGGUGAAGCUGCUCGCUGAGGAACUUAAAGCCACCGACUAUACGCUCAGCCAAAGUUCCCUGGAUCAGGUGCUCGUUAAUUUCUCGGAGGAAAUGGACACAGAGGUGGAAGGCUUGACGUACAGCCGGGAUAGCAGCAACAACGUGUCGAGCACCUACUCCAGCAGGGACACCAUACACAUGGAAACGUUUUGAUUAAUUUCCCACGUUAGUUCGCUCGAUUUUUAUGGGAUUUCCAGUAAUACUUAAUUCAAGCCACACGUAACACGCGGAUCUGACGUCCCUCGGGACGCAGGUCGGCGCGAGCCCUGUGAUAGCUCAGUUUCCUCCGUUUAGUACCAGAUCUCCGUACAAUAAGAGCCUGAAACCACCUAUUACUUAAACAAGAGAAUCAACGCACACCGCCAGAGACGGGCAAAACGAAACAGAGCCGACACAACGAAACGAGAAUAAGAAAACGUUGAAUUUUAGCUCAAUUUUAAAGAAACAGUUUCUCUUAAGGUCGUUACACGAGCAACGCGUUUUAUCCUAUAAUCUUAAGCGAUCAAAGAUACCGUAGUAAGAUCAUGAAACAAAGAACCCAAAAAUGAUGAAGAUACUAGAUACGAUCAUAGAGAGCAUGUAAAUAUAAAUAUAUUUUUAUAGACUAUAGCGAUUAGCAGUGUUAUCCAUUUUACUACAGACUAUCAGUAUCGAAAUAAAACAAAGAUCACAUGAUACACAACAUUCACCCCGCCGAUUUUAAACAAAUAUACACAACUAGGCGUAAGAUCUAUACUUAUAUCACUUAUUAGUACUAUUAACUCUCACUUCGCGAGAUAAUUCCAAGAACGAAGCUCCCUACGAAACGAGCCAGCGCGUCUUUUAUCCGUAGCGUUAAUUGUUAAAGUUAAGUCCUACGUUGCUCACUACCUUCACAAUAAAUUAACUACAAGAAACACCGUACGUAUAGUGCGCUCACCGCGUUUUUACCAAACGUUUGACUUAAUUCAUUCGCAUUCGCACGUCGUCGCGUGAUGUAUCUGUUGCAGCGAACCUGGCACUUUCGUCUGAUUGGCCAGAUCUAAAGGUACACGCCCUUCCUACAUGAAUAUUCAGACAAAGAGUGGGGAGCGCCGUUUCCAGGCUCGCUAUUGGAGUUCUCCGAGCGACUGUCUCCGCCCCUAUGACGUCACGAGUGCCAGGUUCGCUGCAACAGGCCCUCCAUUCACGUUGAAAAUCAAAGAUAUCGUUGCGAGUAAUGGGUUUGAGUCUUCCAACGUUUCAUUAUACACGUUGCACUGGAACAAAAACUGAGGAAGGCUCAAACCCAUCGUUCACAGCGAUCUUCCAUCGUCGAAAGUUUCAACGUGUAUAGACCUUAAGGGCCUCUGCACACGAGCAAUUUUGAAAGAACAAAGACGUGACAGAAAAACUCUGUUCGUCAGUUACUCGAAAACAAGAAAGAAAUGUGUAUAUUUCUCAUGACGAUUGAUCAAUUGCUGAGCUGGUGAUCUAGCAACAAAUCCGUAUAAUGAUGAGAAACAUAUAUAUUUCUUCUCUUUCGAUAGUAUACGUUCUAUAAGAUGAAAUUUGCUCUGUAUACGUGAAACGAACACGAACACGAAAUCGCCAUCGUCACCGCGAGAUCGCGCGGCUCGUGCGCACAGGCCCUAAAUCGUCGUAUCGUUAAUCGAUAAGCCGCACACGGCGCCGCUAGUAUUAUUAUUUAGAAUUUUAAUUAAGGGUCGGUACACAGAAGGCGGGCUGGAUGUCCCGGCUGUAAUUCCGGGAUGCAGCGACUGGUUUCCUGGUUCGACACACAUCGGGUCCCGAUAAGAGCCCCGUUCGCGCGCGAUAAACUCGGAUCGCGUUCGCAGAAAAUGAAGAAACCGGGUCAGCCGUUCGAAAAUUUCCACGUACGCCCGAUAACACGUUACGUUUAUCGGAUACGGCCGCGUGUCGUUUUCCCCGCGCCGGGAAACCGACCGAUGCGAUCGAUUGGUUGUAGGUUUACACCCCCGCCAGGACGCAACACGGUCUUGCCGUGGCUGUUUGUUGACCCUGCUACGGUUCUCGGUUCGGCUGUGUAUUCGAGGUAUUAUUGGAAAGAGCGGAAUAGCAACGUGUUCCUGCGACAACCUCAAAUUCGAAUUAAACAUAUUUUUAAUACGUUCGAUCGCGAACGACUCGAUAUUCAGUCGGAGAACACUCGAACUGAAGGGAAUGUGAUUAUUUUUAUUAUGAGUAGGAAUGUGAUUAUUUUUAUUAUGAAUAGGAAUAUGAUUAUUUUUAUUGUGGAUUGUUUCAUUGAAUUGCGUUGUUGUUAUUGCAAAAGCGAUUGCCACAAGGAAAUUUUAUUAACGGAAUCAGAAGACGACUAAAUUGAAGAUCGGCUCGAAUGAUUCGAACGUAGCAGGGGUAACUGUUAACUACCGAGUGCUUCGAACGAUUAAUAUGUAACAAGUCUAAGAAUUACGAUUAUAAAUUCAUGUUUGUUUGAUGUUGCUCGUAACUUUAAGAAAAUUGAAACCAGUCGGUUCGAUCGAUAGUACUAGUGUUCAGGUUUUCACCGGGAACGUUUAUUUUUGCUACUUAACGCGAGGCGAAAAUUCUGCAGGAAUGUACGAAUUCAGAGUUCCUUAAUAAAGAUGUUUUUUAAACGGUUUCAAUGGCGAUCGUUUGCUUCUCGUAUGAGUGAUCUGUUUAGGGACCAUGGAAUAUUUUACAUGUGCCUGUAAAUUCGAUGGAAGAAUAAUUCAAAGGAUUCGUAUUAUAUUACACGAGUUUUCGGUGAAAUGUGAUUCAUUUUUUAGUGUACACCGUGUAGAUGCGCGGUAGAAGUAGGUAGGAAGAUAGUUAAAGAAAUUUCAGACGCGUGAAGUUAGAAUCCUUGACUUGGACAACUAAGGGAGAUAACGGUUGAUUAUCGUUACAGCAGAUCGUGAUAAUGGAAACAUAGCGAUGUUUGAUUAACCGAUGGUAGAUACGAUCAAUCAGAUAGCGUCAUUGCGAAACUAUUUGUGAAGUAACGAUUGCCCGGCGAAAUAUCUGGUAUCAGUCUUGAUAAAGUUUCCAUUAAGGAAACCGUUAUCCUACAGCGAGGUCUCUAACUAAUUGGAAAACUUUCGAACUUUCAGGUGACGUCGAUGCCUUUUUAAACGGUGUUCACGACAAAUUCUUAACAGAAGAAUUUUCUUUUAAAAUAGACAACUGGUGGAAUUGUAAAAUUCAACGUGCAUCAGAUCGAGGCGUUAAACUUAUCGGUAAAGGAACUUCCGUCGCCACGAUUUUUUCGUUGUAUAUCUACGGAGUUUAUCUGUAUUUACGUCGCUCCGUUAAUUGCUUCCCCUUUAUCCUGUUUUUCAGGCACUUUCUAUUUUUACCUGUUCCCUCGCCCUGUUAUCGUUAUUCCAUAUCUUCUUUUCACUUUUAUACGCCUUAUCGAAUGAUUCUUACGUAAUCAGCGUUUCGAUCUGCGCAAGGAGCACGAGAUUAUUGUUAUUAUCUUGAUAAAGUACGGCAGAUUGGAUUACUCUCUGAUAAAUAAUCGUGGAGAGCUCAUUCUGCAUGACUAAGAGGCCUAAGUAACAACUUGCCAUUUAGAAUCUCUGGUGAAAUAUUUUCUAUUUUUCGAUGUCUUAUUCUGUUCAUAGAAUGUGAAAAUUAUAGAGGAAUUCUUUCGUGCGAAGGACGCGUAAUUUCCGUUUCAAUUAGAAGAAUAUUUUCGUAGUUAGAAGCGCUGCGAACCUAUCGUGAACGUCGAUAUCUACACCUGCAUGAAUUACGUAGUCGAUAUGCCUUCGAUAAGGACUCGCAAUCGCGGCCUAUCUUCAAUGGAGAAUUUCCCUCUGCGCGCGAGUCGAGCUCUCCUAACGGCAUCGACGAACCGCUCGAAUGAUGUAACCCGUUACGAUACGAUUACCACGUCCGUUACACUGGUAUCAAUGGGUUUUUCACGUGCCCUUUCUAAUCUUGCCAGUUAUAAGAUAACCGUGGAUGUAUGAAGCCCUGUACACGCGUCGAAGCACGUUGCGAUGCACAUGUUAACACUAGAAGCAUUUCAUACGAUUAACAUGCAAUUCCUAUAAAAAUUGUAGGAAUAUAUUAUUUUCAGUUUCUUCGGACAUUCAUUAUAGUACUCAAAUGAAGCUAUUUGUUUUCAAAAUCAUUUCGAAUAUCCAAUGCUUCGGAGAUAUCAAUAAUUGCUAAACAAACAAAUCGAAACAUUUUGACUGGCACGUAGUUCUAAUUUCUUUUAAAAUUAUCCAAUGAAUAACAUAUAUAUUCUAUCAAUCCUUUCGAACUUUAUAACAUCACUUUGCUGUAAUUAGUCGAUGCUAUUUUUAUCGUCCACCAUUUUCUAUUCAUCAGCAAUGAAAGCAUCGCGCAGACACACGAAAAUAGAUACAGGGGGAACGUGUUAUCCAGAAGUUUCAAUACAGUUCAUUAAUGUCGUGCCGACUCGAUUAAGUAAAUUGUAAAGGGAUUCGCCGGAAGGGAACCUGUUACAGUUGUCACCGGCAGACAGGAAAAGGGACACGGAAAUAAUAUCCAUCGCAACGGGAAACAGCUGCUGACAGAAUCGUUCCGCCGUCCUGUCUCCCCUCGUUAACUAUGGAAUAAUAAUUUCAUCGAACGAGCCCGGUCUCAUUAUUCUUCCCGCAGCCGCGACCGUCUCCCACCCCCCUCUUUUCUUAUUUAUAACGGCGAUUAUUCGUGGAUUUGUCGACCGCACAUACCGCCGCGCGAUAUUAUUACGGCCGGCUCCUCACGGCCGAUAAAACUCGAAUUAAUGUUACCGAGAGACUUUUCAGCUCCUCCGAGACACGAACACCGGAGUGUCGAAAUCGAUUUGUACGUGUCCUCGUCGCUCCUUCCAUUUGUUCCGCUCUUCUGACUGGAGCUCCUCUUGUUCCUGGGCUGCAUUUAUUUGUAAACAACCAGGAAAGGAAAGUACCUAUGGUCGAUUAACUUUCGAAGAUACUGAAGUUCGAAGUUUCGGCGCAGAAAUAUUUGGAUAUGUGUUACUUGUCUUUGUAAUCUUUACUUUGAAUUUUGGGGGUUUGGAGUUAAUGGCUGGAUAUUUGGAAUUUGGGUUUGAUAACUUGAGAUUUGAAGUUUGAUGUUUGAUAGCUUAAGAUUUGAAAUUUGAAAACUUGGAAGCACAAGUUAUUAAAUUUGAAAAUUUCAGUUUUCCAGAUUCCCAAAUUUCAAAUCUCAAGCUAUCAAACGUCAAAUUUCAAAGCUCUAGUUUUCAAAUAUCGAACGCUAAAUCACAAAUGAUUAGAUUUCAAAUCUUAAAUUUGAAAACAUGGAAUUUAUAAUUUGAAAUUUAAUAACUUGUGAUUUGACGGUCGAUAUUUGAAAACUAGAGCUUUGAAAUUUGACGCUUGAUAACUUAAGAUUUGAAAUUUGAUGUUUGGAAUGUGGAAAGCUGAGAUUUGAAACUUGAAAACUUGAGAUUUGGAAUUUGACGCUUGAGAACUUGAGACUUAAAAUUUGAUAGCUCAAGAUCCAAAAUUUGAAAUUCUGUUGGUCCACUAAACAACCUACACUCAUCCCUCACACUCACCAACUCCCGAAUCGAAAAAAUUGAAAAGACCAGUUUCCAGUGUCUAAAACCUCUAAAACAACCUCCCCUCCCGCUGCUAAAAUUAGCCGCAAAUAUAAAUCCAGUUUUAACCUUUACUAGCCACUUCACGGGUCCCGUCGGCCGGGGAAUUCCAAAUCAAAGCCACAUCUUCCGACUUCUUUCCCUGCCCGAUUCUUUAUUAAUCAGAUAGCCAUUAAGGUCGUCCCGACGUGACCGUCUCCAGACGAAUGGAGCCUUAAAGCCUCGGCUAAAAUUAGCGAGCAUGCUAAGGAGUGCUCCGCACCGAAUUGGCUACGUGACGGGACUAUCAUGGCGGCCGGGCGCGGAAGAUGGCCGUUCCCGAUGGAAAGAAACGGAAGACAGGGAUUAAGUUCCGUCGAUACAACGGGACACGAUAUUACCACCCCCGAAAACGGGUGGCUCGCAGGAAGAAUAGGGAAUUAGACGGGUUGAUCUUGAAUGAAUCUACGGGGGAUAGAUUAAGCAGAAUCUCGCGCGGCUAACGAUUUAUCGUCGUUCGGUGUCCCUUCUUUUUAUUUCCACGACGCGGCCGAUGCAAUCGACUGGAUCAAUAGCGGGACCGAGCGUUAUUCAAAUUGUUUCGGGUAAAUAUUUCGGAAUUAAUGCCUUAACAAUUUAUUUCGCAAUUUAAUUUCAGGUAAUUAAGCGAGCGAAUUCCUAUUAUCCUAAUACUUCGUUGGUUUAUUCAUUCUGCUCGCGAUAAAUUAUUUCCUGUAUCAAAUUGGACAUCGUUUGUAUCAUUCAUUUCCUUUAUUUACUCUUCAAGCUUUGAAUGUACACUUAUUUUA